GGCAGGGCGGUGGUUGCCAUAGCGACACAGCCCAGGAUAGGGCGGCCUGGCUCGGCCCGGGGCGGGCGGGGCGCGGCGGGGACGGACAGCGCGGGCCAGGCCGGGCCGGCGGGGAUGAGCCAUGGCCUCGGUGAAGGUGGCCGUGCGAGUACGGCCCAUGAACCGCAGGGAGAAAGACCUCAAUGCAAAGUUUAUUAUUUCGAUGGAAAAAAAUAAAACAACAAUCACAAACUUAAAGGUACCAGAGGGUGCUACUGGAGACACAGGGCGAGAAAGAACGAAGACAUUUACCUAUGAUUUUUCCUAUUUCUCAGCAGACAGUAAAAGUCCCAGCUUUGUUUGUCAAGAAAUGGUUUUCAAAAAUCUUGGUAUGGAUGUGCUUAAAUCUGCUUUUGAAGGUUAUAAUGCCUGUGUUUUUGCAUAUGGACAGACUGGAUCUGGGAAGUCCUACACCAUGAUGGGAAAUGCGGGUGAUGCAGGUUUGAUACCUCGAAUUUGUGAAGGAUUGUUCAGCAAAAUAAGUGAAAAAACAAAGCGGAAUGAGGCAUCCUUUCGAACAGAAGUCAGUUAUCUGGAAAUUUAUAAUGAACGUGUGAGAGAUCUUCUCAGAAGGAAGUCAUCAAAAACUAAUAAUUUACGAAUACGAGAACAUCCAAAGGAAGGGCCAUAUGUUGAGGACUUGUCUAAGCAUUUAGUGCAAAAUUAUACUGAUGUAGAGGAACUUAUGGAAGCAGGAAAUAUAAAUAGGACAACGGCUGCAACUGGAAUGAAUGAUGUCAGUAGCAGGUCUCAUGCCAUUUUCACAAUCAACUUCACUCAGGCUCAAUUUGAUUCUGAAAUGCCUUGUGAAACUGUUAGCAAGAUUCAUUUGGUAGAUCUUGCUGGAAGUGAGAGAGCAGAUGCCACUGGUGCCACAGGGGUUAGAUUAAAGGAAGGAGGGAAUAUUAACAAAUCUCUAGUUACUCUGGGAAAUGUAAUUUCUGCCUUAGCUGAUUUAUCUCAGGAUGCAACAAAUCCACUUUCAAAGAAGAAGCAAGUAUUUGUGCCUUACAGGGACUCUGUGUUGACUUGGUUGUUGAAAGAUAGCCUAGGAGGAAACUCCAAAACUAUAAUGAUUGCCACUAUUUCACCUGCUGAUGUCAAUUACGGUGAAACUUUAAGUACACUUCGCUAUGCAAAUAGAGCCAAAAACAUCAUCAACAAGCCUACUAUUAAUGAGGAUCCCAACGUCAAACUGAUCCGUGAGCUGAGAGCUGAAAUAGCCCGAUUAAAAGCCCUGCUUGCUCAGGGGAAUCAGAUUGCACUCUUGGAUUCUCCGACAGCUUUAAGUAUGGAAGAAAAGCUUCAGCAGAAUGAAGCAAGGGUGCAAGAACUGACCAAAGAGUGGACAAACAAGUGGAAUGAAACUCAAGAUAUUCUGAAACUGGCAAAAAGUGGCUCCCUGGAGGAUUUUUCUGAGAAUGCAAAAAAGGUGACAGCUAUCCAAGUUAAGGUUCAGAUCAAUCAGCAAAAUGCAAAGGAACAAACCUUGGCUCUGAGGAAAGAAGGGAUAGGUGUUGUCUUAGAUUCUGAACUGCCUCAUCUCAUUGGCAUUGAUGAUGAUCUUCUCAGUACUGGUAUCAUCUUGUACCACCUGAAGGAGGGCCAAACAUAUGUUGGCAGAGAAGAUGCUAUGACAGAACAGGACAUUGUUCUUCAUGGCCUUGAUUUGGAAAGUGAGCAUUGCAUCUUUGAAAAUCUCAAUGGCACUGUGAACCUCAUCCCACUGAACGGAGCGCAGUGUUCUGUGAAUGGUAUUCAGAUUACAGAGCCCACACACCUCAACCAAGGUGCUGUUAUAUUACUUGGAAGAACCAAUAUGUUUCGCUUUAACCACCCCAAAGAAGCUGCCAAGCUAAGGGAGAAAAGAAAGAGUGGACUGCUGUCUUCCUUCAGCUUGUCUAUGACAGAUCUUUCAAAAUCCUGUGAGAACCUGUCAGCAGUUAUGCUUUAUAAUCCAGGUCUUUUCCCUGUAAAAGGACCGAUCUGUCUAAGGCUAGAAUUUGAGAGACAACAACGAGAGGAGCUUGAAAAAUUAGAAAGUAAAAGGAAACAAAUAGAAGAGAUGGAAGAAAAACAAAGAUCUGACAAAGCAGAACUCGUAAGAAUGCAGCAAGAAGUAGAGUCACAGCGAAAAGAGACAGAGAUAGUUCAGCUGCAAAUUCGAAAACAGGAGGAGAGUCUGAAACGGAAAAGUGUUCACAUUGAGAGCAGGUUAAAGGAUUUGCUGGCUGAAAAAGAGAAAUUUGAAGAAGAGAGAUUACGGGAACAACAGGAGAUAGAGCUUCAAAAGAAAAAGCAUCAGGAAGAAAUUUUUUCCCGGGUCAAAGAGGAGUUGCAGCGACUACAAGAACUUAAUCAUAAUGAAAAAGCAGAGAAAAUGCAGAUUUUUCGUGAACUAGAAAGACUUAAAAAGGAAAAAGAUGAGCAAUAUGUUAAGCUGGAGUCAGAAAAAAAAAGACUUGAAGAACAGGAAAGAGAGCAGGUGAUGCUUGUGGCUCAUCUAGAGGAACAGCUUCGAGAGAAACAGGUCAUGAUAGACCUCCUGAAGAGAGAGGAUGUGCAGAGAGUUGAAGAAGAGAGAAGAGACCUUGAAGACAUUAGAGAAUCUCUAUUGAAAGUCAAGGAAGCCCGCUCUGAAGGUGAUGAAAACCAUGAGGAUUUAGAAAAAGCACAGCAUGAUUUUGUAGAGUUCAAAAGGAAACAGCUGGAACAGUUGACUAUUUUGGAAAAAGAUUUAGUUCAGCAAAUGGAUCACCUAGAAAAGGAAAUAGCAGAUGAAAAAGGAGCUCUGGAGCACUUAAAAUUUGCACAUGAAGAACAUUUAAAUCCCAAGAGAGAUGAUGAAAACUCUGUGGAUCCCAUACUCAGGGCUGAAGAAGUUGACAAGAUAAAGCCAGUGGAGUACAGGCUCCAAUCUAAAGUACGCCAGCUUGAGUACCUGAAGAGUAAUCAUUUGCCAGCUCUGCUGGAAGAAAAACAAAGAGCUUCUGAAGUCCUUGACAGGGGCUUGUUAGGGUUAGAUAAUACUCUCUAUCAAAUAGAGAAAGAAAUAGAAGAAAAAGAAGAGAAGCUUGCCCAGUAUAGAGCCAGCACAAAUCAGCUGGAGCAGCUUCAAGAAACCUUUGAAUUCACAGCCAAUGUAGCUCGUCAGGAAGAAAAGGUUCGGAAAAAGGAAAAAGAAAUCCUUGAAUCAAGGGAAAAGCAGCAGAGAGAGGCUCUGGAGCAGGCUGUUGCUAAGUUAGAAAGGAGGCAUUCAGCUUUGCAGCGUCGUUCGACGAUAGACUUUGAAAUCGAAGAGCAGAGACAGAAGCUGGCCACCCUGAACAACAGCUGCAGCGAGCAGGCAGGGCUGCAGGCCAGUCUGGAGGCUCAGCAGAAAGCCCUCGAGCAAGACCGAGAACGCCUGGACCAGGAAAUUCAGCAGCUGAAGCAAAAAAUAUACGAGGGUGAUGGUGCUCAGAAAGGAAACCAUGGAACACUGGAAGAGAGACUCUCCCAUAGCACUUCCCCUACCAGCUCAACAAAGCCACAGCCACCCUCUGCUCCUCUGGUUGAUGACAGGAUAAAUGCCUUUAUUGAACAAGAAGUGCAGAGAAGGCUCCAGAAUAUUCAUCAUAAAGCUGAGGAUAACGAUGUUAGUGUGGCCUGGUCUACAGAAAGUUUAAAGGAUAAUGAGAGGCUUAAUAACGGCACUGUUCAACGGAAGCUGAAGUAUGAGCAGAAAAGUCAACAGUGGCAGCCACACUAUGGCUUUCCAUUUCUGUCUAAAGAUGGCAAUUGUGCUUCUGAGUUGCGUGGAGAAAACACAGGAGUAAGAGAUCAUAAGAAACAGAAGGCAUAUACAGAGAUGCUGGAUUUAUUUUCCAGUUCUGGAAGAAUCUCCUCCUCUUUUACAUCAGAGAAGGCAUUUCAGAAUGAAAGGAGUAAUUUGGAACAGGAGAGCUUUGCUUGUCAUUGUGACAUUAAAAGUAGUUUAAUUCACUCUAAAAAUACUAAUACUUUAAAGAGUAAAAAUGUUUCUUAUCAGAAUGUUUUAUCUACUUCUUUACAAAGUCCUGACUUUAAUAAUGUGGCUUAUUCACUCCGCAAGGUUGAAAAUUUCAGUCAUUUUGAUGAUAAAAUAAUUACUUCUCCAGAUUGUGACAGCUCAAGAACUGAAUCUGAUUGUUCCCACUCGAAACAGCUGUCUCCUGUAGGAUCCUUAAUGGGUGCUAAUGAGCAGACUGGCUUUAACAGUGUAUCAUGCCUUCUCUUUCCUCAGUCUAACAUGCAUUCUGAAACAAAAACUUAUAAAGAAAACAGCCCAUUAAAUGCAGUGUACCCAACAAUUGAAGACCAGUCUAGUAAUUCUCAGCUUCCAACACAGAAAGCCUUUGAUUUGACCCCUUUUAAGUCAAUAGCUUCUCAUUUUGAUGUGAGACUAGAACACACUACCAGUUUGGGGUCUCUUGUCAGUAAGCUUUCCUGCCUUUGCAAAAAUACCAGUAGUCAGCUGCUCCACAGUGGAGUGGUUUCCAAACAAAUCAAGGAGUUGGGAAGUUUGUGUGACAGAAAUGAGAGGUGUGCACAAGCAGUAUCAUUAAUAAAAAAUUUGCCAUUUAUAAGGAACUUGCAAGUAAAUGUGUUCUUCAAGUCAGAUGUGAAUCAAGACAUGUCCCACACUACUGAUGACACCAAAGCUCAUACUGAAAAUGUCAUUCAGACUGUGUCUCCUGUGCAAGAGGCUGUCACAGUGUGUGUGAGCACAGAGAUCUCGGAUGACUGUACGAGAAAACCCCCUGAAGGAUUUACAUGCUGUAGUAAAAAUGAAGAGCUGGAAAACACUUUUGUGUUAAGACAGAACUUUGUGCAUUUUCCUGAUGUCUUUUUGAAGCUUCAAGUCUGUUCCCUGGAAAAAGUACUGGAAUUUUUGACCUGUGCUUUACCUCAGAUUUCUGUUAGGAUGGAGGAGUUGAAAGGUAUCUACUGGCUUGCUGUUGGCAAUUGCAAAAAACCUGACCCAGAUCCUGCUUGCUUGCUUUUGUUCAGCUCCAUUCUGUAUGUUGUUGUUUCAUCAGCUGAACAAGAUACCUCCCAGAGUUCCUUGGCACUGCUUUGUGAGGUCCCUAUUGACUCUAUAAAGGAGAUUCAAGUUGGCUUUGCUGGACAGAGUGUUAGUCUUCUGUGUUCUGCUGAAGAUGGUUUACUCACGAUAUUUACCUAUAACAAGCACGUCACUCAAAGAAUUUGCCACGACAUAACAAGCAUUUUGAUUUCUGCAGUGGAUGAUGAUGCUUAUUUAAAUCACCAGCUCUUGAAAGAUGAUUUGAUUCAGAUUUCACUUAACUGGACUUCAGAUGUAAAUGACUUGGUUUUUUCAAACGGAGUGCGAUUGUCCUGUAAAUUUCAAACUGAGUUAGCUGAUCUGGUUUACUUACUCCAUGAAAAUAUGGGAAGUAUUAAACCUUCAUUAGGUGACAUUCGUGUACUGCUGUAUACCUCAGUGAAAGUAGACUGUGCUGAGCAGACUGUGUAUAGAACUCUCGUUCUUACAACUACUCAUAUAGGUCUCUUAAAGGAAAAUCAUGCCCCUAACAUUCGGGAUGCUUCCUGCCAGCGAUCACAGUUUGACACCCUUCAGCUGUACAGUUUGAAUGAUAUCCGAUGUGCAAUUUUGCCAGACAAAGAGAAUUGCACAAAAAUUGAGCUUGUGUUUUCUAGAAGGAGCAAGGUUGGAUCUGAUUCAGGAACUGCUUUUUCUAAAUACUGUGAAAAAGAAAUAAAUACUCAACUGACAGUCAUCCCAUCAAUUCUUCAAAGCAGUUUGCAUAUCCCUUCGGAAAUCUGGAAAUUAACAUUCAGUUCAAGUGAAGAAGCCAUUUGGCUAAUUAUGCAUCUGACUAGGUGUUGAAAUCCAAAUACAUUUAGAUACAUUCAAAAUAAGAGGGUAAUGAAUAUUGAUAAAAUCCUUUUUUGUUUCCUUUUUUUUAAUCAAUAGACAAAAGGGACCUUUGAGCCUCUAAAGGAAUGCCAUAGACUGUGUACACACAUCCUAGCAAUAAUAAUUAUUACUUGAGUGCUUGCUUUUUGUGGGUCUCUGCUAUCCUGUACAUACAUUUCCUUUGGAAAGUGAGGAAAUUAAAUGUUUCUAUGUUAUGUGGUAGGUGGAUGAAAACUAUAAUUACAGCUCUGCCUUCUGAUUUCCAUUUUGGCUGUGUUUUCUGGCUUCUUCCAUCUACUAUCUGUCUUCAUUAAUGUCUUCUCCAUUCCUCCUCGAUUGCCUUUUCCUUAAUUUUUCUGAGUAUCUGUUUUUCAUGCUCCUCAUUUAUUUCAUGCCCCUGAUUUCAAUCAAUAUUUCAAAACAUCUGCAAAUUUUUUUAUCUUACAUUUCACUGCGUGUUCUUAAUACUACAGAUAUUUACAGCUUUUAUACAUGCAAUUUUGAGAAGAAUAGAUUUGACAAUUCUCUCCCGCUUCAGAGUUUUGCAUUUAAGGUUGAUUGCACUUGCACAUCAAAGUUUAUCACAAGUGCAAAAAGAGCUGUGCUUUAAAUAGCAUUUCAACCUUUGGUCAUGCUACUGUACCUGUGGCAAAAAAUGUUUUGGGGUCUGUCAUCUGUGUAUGUGUUUCUCAUGCUGUAAAUGGAUAGCUGACAGCUGGGGAUACAGCCUGACAGUUGGAGUGAGUUUAACUCUAGAGUUCUGUCCGUGCUUAGCCUUACUUUCACCUUUUUCUGCUUGCUUACUAGUGGGGUUGUUGAUGCUGUGAGAUUGCAUCUCUUACAGUCUCUUUAAUACUACAUGCCAAGAAAGAAGGAAACUAUUGAACAUUAGUAAAAGACUUCCAUUAGUGAAGGCUUAGUACAAGGUUAUUUUUUACCUGUUACCCUGUCAGAUGUUCAAAUGAUAAAUAAGCUGUGUUGUCUCCCAUCUUUUGUUUCUUCCCAUGUAAAGGAAGCUGAACACCUUUUGAAUCCUGUUGCUUGAGUGUGCCAUCUGCCUCGUUUGAGGAAGAUGGUUCUUGGCAGAAAAAACAGUGGUAUCUAAUCUGAAAUUCUAAAUUCUGUAAACAUAUUGCCAGCAGAGGUGCAAUCUUCCACUAGACAGAGUUAGACUUCGGUCUCUCUGCUAGUAUAAGAACAUUUCCCAUUUGUUUUUACCAUAUGUUAAGACAUGAUAACGUAACUCAUAUGGGAUUUAAAAAGAAAUAGCUUGCACUGGAUGAGGAAGUUAUGUCUGGAAGGAUGAAUGCUGGUUUGGAUAGAGAAUUAUGGGGGUUUUUUACAUUACAAAACUUGCUACUUCCUUAAGGAAGUCCAGAGAUGAGCAAAAUAUGUCACAUUAUUUUGAGGUACAGUGAGGGGGAGUUAGCAAAGAAAGUGCACACAAAUAUCUCACAGAAUGUGGAGUAGAUGGAGCAGUAACCUCCAUCUAGUAUCAGUCCUGCUCAGGAGUGGCUCCCUCAGUGACAUCACGGAGGCAUUUCUUCUGGCCCUUGCCCAAAGUCAACAGUGAGUGGCACUAUCUGGGAGGACUCUCUUGAUCAAAGCUGUUAAAGGAAAGCAAUUUCUGCAACCGAUUUCUUUUCAGAUUAUACCCCAAAGUUAAGUGUUUGUGCAUAUUGUGUUUCCCAAUAAUGUGUUUUUCCUCUGUUGUGCUUGUUUUCAAAUCUUACUCAGUGAAUAUUCUGCACUUUUAUGAAAAAGAACAACUUCACAGCAAUAUCUUUUAUUCUGAUGUAAAGUAAACAUAACAUAAUGAUCAUUGUUUAUGAAUAUCAAAAGCAUUAUUUAAUGCAUUAGGGUGUGUUUUCCACAACACUUUGUGUUUGAAAUUGUUUUCCUCUCUAUUAUUACCAUUUGUAAUAGUUCUCUGGAAAUGACUGCCAAUAAAUUAUGUGUUGACAGAGGUGGCUUUAAGAGUGACUUUAUGGUUUUAUUGUUGUUUUAAAACAGAUUAUAUUGUUGUCAGGGCAAUGAACUCCUCUUUUUCCCCAGAAAAGAAUUGCUUACAUUCCUAUGCUUCAGAAAUGAGUUUUAGCUGAAAAGCCAGUAAUGUUGGGAGUGGUGAAAGAAGGGCAAAGUGGACAGGAGAGAAUAUUUGUUGUGAAAACAAAGGUCACUAAAUUUUUUUCCAUUUAAACAAACUUUUUUUAUGUUUUCUUAAAAAAAAUAAGAAAAGGAAAAGGGAAGUUUAUGGGAAAUACCCCCUAGAUGAAGCCAGUGGAAUGAAAAUUUACUUUCUUUGUGUUUUCUUUUUCACUAUUUUUAAUACUAAUGUUAAGGGAAAUGACGUUGUCAUUUAUAAUUGACUAGUAAUGAAACAAGUCUCCCCUUCUGGAGAGCUGUGAGGAUGCCAAAAGGCUCCCUGGAACAGGCAGAAGCAUUUAUGAAGGAGUUUCAAACUUUUCUCUAGCUCCUGCACAGUAUCACGCUUACUGGAAGUCACCAGGAGUUGCAACAAAGGACAUGAAUGUUGAGAAUACAGUUACAGGUCAAGUGAUGGAGUGCUAAAUACAAAUACAUCAAAUACUAUCCCAUAUACAAAUUUAUAAAGUUAUAACCAUAACUUGAAAGUGAUAGUUUUCCAGUCUUUUGUUGUUAAAUUGUAUUUGUCUUGAUGAUGCUGGGUUUUUUUAAGUGUGAGUUCAUUAAGGUUUUCAGACCAAAUACAUUCAUUGGAGCAAAUGGAGGACUUCCUAAAAGGCAGUUUCUGUACUUUUUCACUCUAAAUGCUUAUGCUACUUUUGGACACAAUCACUGCAAAGCAUUAAUCUUUUCAGUUUAAAAGGGUUUUGUUUUUGACAUAACUUCAGAGUUACAGAUUCCAUCUGGCUAUUGGUCAGAGUAAUGGACCCUCAUUGCAAAUACCUUUUUAGAUUGUUUUUUUCCAGACUGUGCAAAUUCAUUGUAGCUGAGUUUUCUGAUAAUUAGAUGUGAUUUAAAGAAAAUAGUAGGAAACUGUUCUGACAGUGGAUUGCUUAUUUAAUUAUAAAAUGAGUUUGGAUUUUUAACAUCCAAGAGCUUUCUGAAUUGCUUAGAGCCCUUGCAGCUUUGCAUGAUAUUGUAAACAUGUUUAUUAUGUAAAGACAUACAAAAAUUAUGGUUGACUGUGAAGGCUUGAUUAAUGUACUUAUUUUUUUAAAAGAAGGUUAAUACAAAGUCUUGAUUUUGAUAUCUAAGCUGAAAAUGCCUUUUCAAAGAAAGGAAUAUUUUUGAAUACAAUUUUUAUGCAUAAAAAAAUAUUGGGGCUUGCUUAGAAAAGGAGAUCCACUUUGUUUUCAAAUGGUUACUUCAUUUGAGAAAUAAUUUCUGCCUCAUCCAUGCUCUCUUUUCCUGCUCUUCUGGCCAAGAACACAUUCUUGUUUUUAGUGAAGUUC
Pseudopipra pipra is the source of this 9399-nucleotide messenger RNA. RefSeq names its product kinesin family member 16B (gene KIF16B). Gene Ontology annotation, biological process: microtubule-based movement. Gene Ontology annotation, molecular function: ATP binding; microtubule binding; phosphatidylinositol binding. The record is from RefSeq and is a predicted model, not a curated record. The transcript has 25 exons. The coding region runs from base 122 to 5932 and encodes 1936 amino acids. Lineage: Eukaryota; Metazoa; Chordata; Aves; Passeriformes; Pipridae.